Cornus florida is the source of this 2059-nucleotide messenger RNA. Its product is annotated as transcription initiation factor IIF subunit alpha. The transcript has 11 exons. Gene Ontology annotation, cellular component: nucleus; transcription factor TFIIF complex. Bases 121 to 1713 code for a protein of 530 amino acids. Gene Ontology annotation, molecular function: RNA polymerase II general transcription initiation factor activity; DNA binding; TFIIF-class transcription factor complex binding. Gene Ontology annotation, biological process: positive regulation of transcription elongation by RNA polymerase II; transcription initiation at RNA polymerase II promoter. NCBI's taxonomy places the organism in Eukaryota, Viridiplantae, Streptophyta, Magnoliopsida, Cornales, Cornaceae. The record is from RefSeq and is a predicted model, not a curated record.
UACUAUCCAAACACACCCUAACAGUCGCACAAUAUUAUUUCUUUGCUUCUUCAAUCUACCGGAAACGAACUAAGAGCCCGCAAUCGAACAAAGAGCUCAUCAGUCGGAAGUAGCAAGAGAAUGUCGAACGAUUUGCAAUUGAAGCCGUCAUGUAGCGGCUGUGGAUCGUCUAAGGAUCUGUAUGGAAGCAAUUGCAAGCACUUGACUCUGUGCUUGUCUUGCGGCAAAACCAUGGCCGAGAACCAAGGAAAAUGUUACGAUUGCGGUGCAACAAUCACUCGGUUGAUUAGGGAAUAUAAUGUCCGUGCAUCUUCCAUCAGCGAUAAAAACUACUUCAUUGGUAGAUUUGUGUCGGGUUUACCAAAUUUUUCAAAGAAGCAGACUGCUGAAAAUAAAUGGUCUCUUCAGAAAGAAGGAUUACAGGGACGUCAGCUUACGGAUGCUUUGCGGGAAAAGUACAAGAAUAAGCCUUGGUUGUUGGAAGAUGAAACGGGCCAAUCUCAGUACCAUGGUCAGCUUGAGGGUGCACAAUCAGCAACGUAUUACCUACUAAUGCUGCAGGGCAAGGAGUUUGUCGCUAUCCCUGCUGGUUCUUGGUACAAUUUUAACAAAGUUGCACAAUAUAAGCAACUUACAUUGGAGGAAGCAGAAGAGAAGAUGAAGAAUAGAAGGAAAACUGCAGAUGGAUAUCAAAGAUGGAUGAUGAAAGCAGCAAACAAUGGACCUGCUGCUUUUGGUGAAGUUGAAAAGUUCGAUGACAAAGAAAGUGGAGCUGUUGGUAGGAAGGGAAGUAAAAAAACUACAGGUGAAGAUGAAGAAGCCAAUGCCUCGGACAGGGGAGAGGAAGAUGAUGAAGAAGAGGUGGCAAGGAAAAAUAGACUUGGACUCAACAAAAGAAGCGGCGAUGAUGAUGAAGAAGGUCCAAGGGGAGGCGAUCUUGAUUUGGAUGAUGAUGAUAUUGAGAAGGGUGACGAUUGGGAGCAUGAAGAAAUUUUCACCGAUGACGAUGAAGCCGUGGGUAACGAUCCUGAGGAACGGGAAGAUUUGGCCCCUGAAGUUCCUGCUCCUCCAGAAAUCAAGCAGGAUGAAGAGGACGAGGAGGAAUCUGAAGAGGAAGGAGGACUGAGCAAAUCUGGAAAAGAGUUGAAGAAGCUGCUAGGGCGAACUAGUGGGCUGAAUGAUUCCGAUGCAGAGGAUGACGACGAUGAUGAGGAUGACGAUGAAAUUGGCCUCUCCCCUGUGCUGGCUCCAAAGCAGAAGGAAGCUCCAAAAGAAGAACCUGUUGACAACAGUCCUUUAAAACCAGCUUCGACGGGGUCUGCUCGGGGAACACCCCCCACUUCCAAGUCAGCAAAGGGAAAGAGAAAAACAAACGGUGAUGAUAAACCAAGUAAUGGAGCACCACCAAAAAAAGUGAAGACAGAAAAUGAUGUGAAAUCUGCAAAAGAUGAAACUGCGUCUUCUUCGAAAAGUAGUGUCUCUGCAAAAGGUGCAUCACCAUCUGCAAAGACUGGACCUGUCACGGAAGAUGAAAUUAAGGCUGUCUUAUUGCAAAAGACACCAGUGACCACACAAGAUCUGGUGGCUAAAUUUAAGUCGAGAUUGAAGAGCAAAGAGGACAAGGAUGCUUUCGCGGCUAUCCUGAGGAGAAUUUCCAAGAUACAAAAAACCAAUGGGCCAAAUUAUGUAGUGUUGAGAGAGAGGAUGGGAUAAUGAUGCCACUUGCCACCCCAAUUGUUUGCUGGCUUAGAUGCUGACUCUUUUAGCUUAAGAUGUAAGCAAUAAAAAGUAAAAGCAUAUGCUGGGUUCACAAGAGUCGAGAUCCUCAGCUAAGGUGCUUUAGGUGGGCUCAACACAACUUGAUCUACUUUCAGUGCGUUAUUUCAAGCUGUGUUGAAACACGAUUUAAUUAUGACGUUGCGCGGCUUCUUUAAAUAAAGCAUUUGUUACUUGUCCAGUUUUUUUACUAACCUAAAUAGUGAUUGGUCUACCUUUAUUCUAGCGGCUUUAUGUCUUAAUUUUCAACUUUAUGAAAAGUUGUGGACAUUAUUCAUUUGCU